GCCCACUAUAAAGCUCCACGUCAGGCUACAAAAGCCGAGGACGUCUAUACAUACUUGUUCUUGUACAGGCGGGUGGAGCAAGGAAUAUAAUCAAGAAAGAGUUUGCACAGUGACAUUUGGAUCAUCAGUCAGCCUUAACAUCAAACUUUUCCUUACUCCACCUGUUUCCUGCAAACCCAAGUCUUGCCAAAACCUCCACAAUGAUGCAAAUUAGCAGUGACCCGGCCAGCAACAAGAACUCCCUCCUCAAUGUGAUGCACCGCUUCAUCGCUGCAACCAACAACAUGGAUGAGACCAUCAUGGUACCCAGCCUGUUGCGGGAUGUGCCCCUGGAGGUGCAGGAGAGCCAGCAGGUUGAGGUGGUGGAGAACAACGAGCCUCCUUACCCUAACAAGCAGAAGGACAUGUACGAGCACUACCUCCUCCUCAAGUCCAUCAAGAACGACAUGGAGUGGGGCCUGCUGAAGAGGGAGAUGAGCGGUGGGGCCAGCUUCCUGGAAAUGGCUGUCAAGCAAGAGGAGCAGCAGUUGAUAAUUGGGGAGCUCCCUGGUGAAGAGGGCUCUGAUCUGGAAGGCCAGUUCCACUACCACCUCAGGGGACUGUUUGGCGUCCUGUCAAAACUCACAGUGCAAGCAGACCACCUCACCAACCGCUACAAGAGGGAGAUCGGAGGUGGUAACUUCAUGCGAUAGGGUCACUUUUGACUGACCUUGGACUGCUUGACUCAAACACAAAGUGGUGUUAUCGGAGACUUAGUGCAACUGACCAAGGACCGGUGUACUGACCAGGGCCUGGUUUCCCAGGAGCAUCUUAAGGCUUGUUAAUGGUUAGAACCAUAGGAUCCUAUGGUUCUAAUGAUGAACUUAGCCUAAAGAUUAUUUUGGGAUACCGGGCCCUGAGCUACUUGACUUUCAAUCCUGACUUGAGUAGUGACACACCACCCCCUCUCUCGUCCCUUGCUUCCCAAAGCUCCACUAAUCAUACAUUUUAAACCAAUCUGAUUGACACCUGCACAUGUUCCUGAAUAUUUAAGGUCAUGUCUGAUUUGUUGAACUGUGCAUUGUAAGUUUAUCAGAGUUGACAUUUCAUGCUUAUUGGCUGUUUACAGAGUUGUUGGUAUCGUAUUUGGAGUCUCGUUGACUCAUGGCUCUGGUAGGUAGAUAACCGUCAGUCUUCAUUUCAAGUCCAAACAUUCAAUGUGGAUUCACGUGUAUGUCAAUGGAACUGGGUGUCUGUAUGCCAUGUCUUUUGUAAAUGUCUCUAAAAAGGUUUGACUGCAGGAGUAUUUAGAAUGCUGGUUGUUCUGUCCCUCCUUAAAAUGUAAAGCACACUUUAGCAUCUGGACUUGUUUUAAGGGCCUUUUAAUAAAUAAAAAAAAGUUAUGAUAUA
Molecule: messenger RNA, 1389 nt
Organism: Salvelinus namaycush (lake trout)
Lineage: Eukaryota; Metazoa; Chordata; Actinopteri; Salmoniformes; Salmonidae
Product: mid1-interacting protein 1-like
Exons: 2
Coding region: 201-692 (163 amino acids)
Biological process (GO): regulation of lipid biosynthetic process
Cellular component (GO): cytosol
Source: RefSeq, a predicted model, not a curated record